Messenger RNA from Parnassius apollo (apollo), 594 nucleotides. The record is from the annotation of a GenBank genome assembly. Lineage: Eukaryota; Metazoa; Arthropoda; Insecta; Lepidoptera; Papilionidae.
AUGCCCGCUAAUUGUUCAUGCACGUUGAUCACUGGCCUUCAUAAUGUUAUUGUUGAUACUAUGACAGCUUGGGACUCUGAAAAAGUUUUAGUUGCUUUACAAAAACAUAACCUUGUUCCUGAUGACAUACACUAUGUCAUUUCAACUCAUGGCCAUUCUGAUCAUAUAGGAAAUAAUAAUCUGUUCCUGAAAGCAAAACAUAUAGUUGGCUUCAGUAUAUCUCAUAAAGAUAAUUACUUUAUGUUUCCAUUUGAUAAAGGGGAGGAAUACAUAAUUAACGACACAGUAAAAGUAAUUCCCACGCCAGGUCAUACAUUAUCCGAUGUCACUAUUCUGGUUACAUCUAAAAAUAAAGAACAAAUUGCUAUAACAGGUGACUUAUUUGAAAAAUAUGAAGAUAUAGAAGAUUCAAAUAUAUGGUUAGAAGCAGGAAGUGAAAAUCAAAGUAUGCAAUUUAGAAAUAGGUCAAAAAUUGCAGAUAUUGCAGACUGGAUCAUACCUGGACAUGGCCCGAUAUUUAAAGUUUCAAAAGAAUCAAGAGAAACUCUACAGAAUCAAUUCCACGAAAAUCUAUUAAGAAUAAAUAGCAUUUGA